GAUUUUGUACUCAGGCCGACACGUCUCCAAGAACAAAGAUUCCAUUUUUUUUUUUCUCUGCCGUUGUCUACGGCAUGAGAUCCACACACGACCUCGCUUGAUGAACAUGCAUCAUGGAUUGGCUUCGCCUCUGAAACCUCGACCCUGUUGCUCCUCCCACCUCGCUUCCACCGCGGAUUUCCCCUGCUCCUCUCGCCUCCAUCUUCCGCCCCAGCCGGGUCGAUUCUUACGUCACGGCCGCGGCCAUGGCGGCGGCUGCGGCGGCGGCGGCGGCGGCGGCGGCGGCGUCUUCGGCGCUCUCCCGUCCGCUCCCCAGUCGUUCGUUUGGCCCGGGGAGAGGAACCGGGAGAAGGGUCGGCGGGGGAGGAACGCGCGUACCCUCUCGCGGGCGAGCCGGAGGGAGUCCCCGUACGAGGUCCUGGGGGUGUCUCCUUCCGCGACGGCCGAUGAAAUCAAGAGGGCUUAUCGGAAGCUCGCUUUGAAGUAUCACCCUGAUGUCAACAAAGAGGUGAAUGCACAGGAGAAGUUCAUGAGGAUUAAACAUGCAUACAACACUCUCCUUAAUUCUCGUGAUUCGAAUUCCAAAAGGAGAUACAACACUGGAACUCGUGCAUCUGGGUUUUCAUACUCCACUGAGGAUAGAAGCACCCUAGAUGAAGAAUUCUAUGGACUCGGUAACCUUUUCAGGGAUGUUCAGAUAACAAUAGAGGAUUUCUUCAGAGAUCUACAGGAAGAAUUUCGUAACUGGGAAUCAGGUGCAUCUUCACAAGGAAAGCCAAAGAGCUUGUGGGAGGAAUUGGCGGAUAUCGGUGAAGAAUUUGUGGAGUUUCUAGAGAAGGAGCUAAACAUAACUGAUUCAGAGGUGGAAGCAAAUCAGUAUGAUGAUGGGUCGCAAAGAAGUUCCGGUACUGAAGGUAUGCAAAAUGCUAGUGAAAAUGAAGCUAGCAAGGGAAGCGGCAUCGAGGAAAAUAUUGAUGAGAUAGAAGCUACUCUCGCUCGCUUGAAAAAGGAACUGGGCCUGUAAUUGAUUCAUAAUAAUUUUGUGCCGCAUAUUUGUUCCAUUACUCACGUUGUGUUUGUAUAGAUAUGAUAUGUUGGGAUACCUGUGGCUUCAAUAAUCUUUGAAACCGACAAAGGUCAGUGAUGAAAGCUAAGGGAGGAGUAGGAGAUGAAGAUCGAGUCCUGCAAAGAUCAUAGAAUAAUAGGUACAACUCAGGAGUAAUGUUGGAGCUCAAAUUUCAUUCUAAUUGAAAUGAAAAGCUGUUUCUUUUUAA
This is a messenger RNA of Eucalyptus grandis, 1274 nucleotides long. RefSeq names its product chaperone protein DnaJ. Gene Ontology annotation, biological process: protein refolding. The record is from RefSeq and is a predicted model, not a curated record. The transcript is spliced from 5 exons. Gene Ontology annotation, cellular component: cytoplasm. Lineage: Eukaryota; Viridiplantae; Streptophyta; Magnoliopsida; Myrtales; Myrtaceae. The coding region runs from base 101 to 1024 and encodes 307 amino acids.